Messenger RNA from Bufo gargarizans (Asiatic toad), 1549 nucleotides. RefSeq names its product granzyme A-like. Lineage: Eukaryota; Metazoa; Chordata; Amphibia; Anura; Bufonidae. Gene Ontology annotation, biological process: proteolysis. The transcript has 5 exons. Bases 78 to 833 code for a protein of 251 amino acids. Gene Ontology annotation, molecular function: serine-type endopeptidase activity. The record is from RefSeq and is a predicted model, not a curated record.
UGACAAGCUCAUUGUAUAUAUAUAUAUGUAUGUGAAAGACAGCGAAACCUGCUUUACCUUCAAGGCAACCACUCAAAAUGGAGCGUCUUCUAAUGAUAUUUGUAUUAUCCUUGCUUCACAUCAAUGGACGUAUCUGCAUGGAUAUUAUUGGAGGAAAUGAGGCUGCUCCACACUCCAGACCAUACAUGGCUCUCCUAGAUAGUAACGGGCUAUGUGGAGGGGCAUUAAUUAAACCAAACUGGAUUGUAACUGCUGCUCAUUGUGAUAUUAAUGAUCAAUCAUUCGCUAUACUAGGCGCACACAAACGGAACGAUACUCGAGGGCAACAGAAAAUAAAAGUUAAAAAAGCCAUUAAAUAUCCCUGUUAUGACAAGAGUCUCAAACUGAAUGACAUUCAACUUUUACAGUUGGAGAAACCUGCAAAUCUGAACAAGUACGUAACUGUUAUCGCACUACCAAAAAGAGAGGAAAAAAUCGCAGCAAAGAAAAUAUGUAGCGUGGCCGGGUGGGGACUAACUGAUUCUAGGAAAAAGAUAUCAUCAAAUGUCCUUCGAGAAGCGAAUCUGGAAAUUGUUGACAAUGAGACGUGUAAGAAAGCAUACUCGAAAAAUCAACCCAUAACCAGUAGUAUGAUGUGCGCAGGACCUCUUAAAAAGCGUAACGAUGAUUCAUGUAAUGGUGACUCCGGAGGUCCUUUGAUCUGUGAUAAAAAAUAUGUCGGCCUUGUCUCAUUUGGAUCUCCAAAGUGCGGCACCCCAAGGAUCCCCGGCGUCUACACACGACUUACAGACAUCUAUCUUAAAUGGAUUCGGGAUACAACCGGCGGGGAUUAAUUGGAAACAUACACAGUAUAAAUAUAUACAAGCUGGGAUCUGAUUGGUCGCUAUGGGCAGCUUCACCACUUUUCCAUAAAGCUAGGUUUGAUAAAUACCAGUAUACUGGGCCUCGUGUAUAAAUGACCUUAAGCAAGUACAGGAACCAUGUCACAAAACAUGGCUUACUGAAUGUACGUGUCGUUAUGUUCCCUUUCUAUUAAAAAAAAAGGGGUGUGCUGAAUUGUGUCAUCUAUAUUGCGCCAUUAUAUUAGCUAGGCCGUGUGCACUCUGGAGAUUUUUUUUACACUGCACUUGAAAAAUGAAGGCCGUGCUGUGAUUGGUUGCUAAGGGAAGCAAAGGCCGUUUGGAUAGGCUCACAAUUUUGCCAUAGUAUAUAAUGGGAUGGGACACAUGCCAAAAGAUUGUCCUUUCAGCUUACGCUUAGGUGCUACCACCACUUUCUGAAUGCAGUACCUCCGUCUCUAUAGAAUGAAUGUAUUUUGGAUAGACUGAUCCAAAAUACUAAGGGUAUGGUCACACUGUCAGGCUUCUGUAUGCAGUUUUGGGAAACUACCAUAAAUCAGGAGUGGAUCAUAGAAAGAGAGAAAGUAUAAAAGACAGAUACGACUUUGCCUCUUUCUUUAAUUUACUCCGGAAACAGCACGGCCGUACCCUUACAGACCCUCUUGCUUAGUUUACAAGGUUGUACCCACUAAAUUGAACCACACAUGUAG